Messenger RNA from Camelina sativa (false flax), 1929 nucleotides. RefSeq names its product O-fucosyltransferase 23. The record is from RefSeq and is a predicted model, not a curated record. NCBI's taxonomy places the organism in Eukaryota, Viridiplantae, Streptophyta, Magnoliopsida, Brassicales, Brassicaceae. Gene Ontology annotation, biological process: pollen-pistil interaction.
UCUCUCCGUGAUUCUGUUCAAGAAGCUUCUUCCGCUCCCAUUUUUUCCCUCAAUAUUUAUUAUUUCUUUUAAUUAAAAUUUUCGUCUUCUCGAAACCUAAAUUUGUGCAUAUACUUGUCAGUGAUUUACGUUUCGCUUUUAAUAAUUACAACUAUAGUUAUUGAUUCUCUCGUCGCGUCGCUUUGCUUUGCUUUAAAGCGUUCUCCAUAAAAGAAAAAUCCGUGACUAGAGCAAAUAUUAUUAAUCGUCAGUUUACAUUUAGUUCUAUUCUGGUUUAAUUGUGUUUUUAAAUUUGUCUCUUCUUCAAAUUAGUGUGAGAGAUUAGGGAAACCAAAAUCAUCUGACAUUAAUAAAAAGGUUUCUGAUAUUUUCGACUCGACCCCAGAUUCUGUUUUCUUCUGGAAAUUUUGGAUUUUUUUUGAAUCUGAAGGGAUUAGUUACAGUUUGGUCUCUCUUUAGGGGAUGAAUUCUCCGCUGAGUUGCAAGAAUCUGAGACUUUUUUCAGACUCUGUUGCUUGCAAAUGUCUUGUUCUUGUUGGUAUUGCUCUGUUCUACAGAGCUCUGUUACUCUCUUACUCUCCCAGAAACGCUCUCAACGGUAGCUUAUUGAUUCGAGCUCGUCACAUGUCAGAUUCCUCCUCCUCUUCCUCAACCGAUGGAAUCCGAACUGAUAAGUUUCUCGAGGUUCCUCAGAUCGUCUGGGGACUAAACAAUCAGAAGAUAGCUUUCGCUCGAGCUUGCUUGACGGCGAGAUUGAUGAACAGGACGCUUCUUAUGCCUAGUCUAAGUGCUUCCUUGUUCUACAAGGAAGUCGAUAAGCUGCGCCCGAUUCCUUUUGAUAAAGUGUUUCAGUUUGAAAGAUUCAACUCUCUCUGCUCAGGGUUUGUGCGGAUUUCUCAGUUCUCUGAUGUUAGAAACAGAGCACAUGUGUUUGAUCUAGAGAAAGGUAGUGGAAGAAGAUGGACGGUUGAAAGAGACUUGGAACAGCUGAAUCAUUCCGCACGUAACGAGUCCAUCGAUGGGUUUGAAGUGAUCCGUGUCAUAGGGAAGAACCCGUUCUUGUGGCAUGAUCAUUGGCCUGUAGAAGACUAUGCUAAGGUCUUUGAGUGUAUGGUUGUGGUUGAUGAAAUCUCAAGAGAAGCAGAUAAAGUUGUGAUGAAAAUCCGAGAAGCAGGUGAGGCAGAAAGAGCCAAACUCGAAUCCAAAACCGAAAUCUCCGGUCCAAUACCUUUUGUUGCGGUUCACAUGAGGAUAGAGAUAGAUUGGAUGAUACAUUGUAAGAAGCUAGAGCAACGUAAAAAGGUCUCAGAGAUUUGUAGUAGUAAAAGAGAGAUUAUGGAGAGAGUAGGGAACAUUUCCGGUUUAAAGACUCCAACAGUUCUUUACCUUGCAGUAGCAGAUACUCUCUUGGAAGCAAAAGAUGAAGAUUCAUCGGUGUUGAAGGGUUGGAGAGACGGAUUAGUACCGUUUGAGAAGAAGAAGCUUGGGGUUAAAGAGGAGAUUUAUGGAAAGUACUCAUAUUUGAUUCAAUCGGCUAUAGACUAUGAGGUGUGUUUGAGAGCAGAUGUUUUUGUUGGUAAUAGUUUUUCGACUUUCUCUAGUCUCAUUGUUCUUGAGAGGACACAGAAGGCGAGAAGAUUAGGGUUUAUGAGUUCUUGUAAAGACGGUGAAAACGAGUGGAGAUCGUAUGCAUAUAAUCUGGCUGGUGAAUCAAAGGGAGUUCCAAGGAGGUGGAUGACGAAUAUGACUCAUUCGAGCUUGCAAGCUAUUAGCUAUGGCUCUAAUGCUGUUUCUUGUUCAAGUGGGUGAAAUUGGCAUAUUGGAUUUAGUUUUUUCGGGCAUUGUUUUAUACAAUUCGUUUAUUUGUGGGGGUAAAUAGCUGUGUAAAUUUUACAGGAAAAAGAACAAUACCUAAAUCUUCUUUCUUCA